AUGCAAAAUUGUCUUUUUGUUGCCCUUUUAUUACUAGCACUAGCAACUUCUUUCACCGAGGCACAUGGUAGUCAACAUUGGUGGGAUAUUGGGUUACUAAAAACGAGGGUGGAAGUGAGGAAUGGGCUAGAAGGAGGGCAGGAACUAAGAGUUCAUUGCAAGUCUGGAGAUGACGAUCUCCAUCUCCGGGUGCUAAAACCACACAAUUUCUUUAGUUGGAGCUUUCAUCCAAACUUAUGGGGAUCCACACAAUUCUAUUGCGCCAUGGACUGGGGAGAGAGAAGAGUUCAUUGGUUUGACAUCUACAUCUGGAAGAGGGAUUACCCGCGUUGUGGCAAUUGCCUAUGGAUCGUGAAGCAGAGUGGGCCGUGUUUUUAUGACAUGGGAAAUCGUGAUUACGAUUUUUGUUAUCCAUGGAACCCAGGAAGUCUAAUGAAAUUAGACUAA
This is a messenger RNA of Linum tenue, 447 nucleotides long. Lineage: Eukaryota; Viridiplantae; Streptophyta; Magnoliopsida; Malpighiales; Linaceae. The record is from the annotation of a GenBank genome assembly.